AUGAUAAACCUACGAAGGACCCUGUUGACAGCUUUACUUGCACAUGCAUCAGCUCUGCUGUUACCCGCUCAGAAAUUUUCACUAAGGACGGAUGUGGCGGUACGAAAUCAUUAUGCAAAAUUGAAAAUGUCUCCGCUACAACACCUUGGCGCUUCGAUGGAACGUGAUGGCAUCGUAGUAACGUCUUCGAAACCGACCGUUGGCCAGAUGCUGACAACGGCAACACUUUGUAGUAUGCUGGUACUAAAUCCGAUGCCAACGCAGGCGUACGAUGCAUCCGACUACGCAAGCGAAACCGUACAAUUUGCCUUGCAAAGUGUCAAGGACGCGGCUGGAAAGAAGGAAGAGACGCUCAAAGCCUUCGAAAAUAUCGCCGAAAUCAUCACGGAAGGAAAAGGCGUUGGUGGGGAGAUCAACUAUCAAGGUGUCAAGCUAGAUCGCGGCUACGUAUCCGACGAAGAUACCAGUAUCUACAAUCCAGGUCUCACCUUGCUGACUGAAUCCGAGAAAGAACGUUUAGUGGAGGCUGUAGUAGACUCCAGAAAGGCGGGAUACAUCGCUAACCAAUGGAGCGACGAUAAUCAGGCUGGAUUCGAUUUUUUACGAGGGAGUUUGGAUCCCUACCAUAUGUACGAACUGCGUGGGUAUUUGGGAUUUGUGCCAUUUUAUGGUGCAGCGGUAUAUCUAGCGGUGUUGGCGGUACAGCAACUUGCCAGACCAGGAUUUCCGACUGCCUAUUUUGCAGGCGUCGCUGCAAUUUUCCUUCCAGCAAUUGUUUUAAUCGCUUUGGGUCCUCAAUAA
Molecule: messenger RNA, 801 nt
Organism: Phaeodactylum tricornutum CCAP 1055/1
Lineage: Eukaryota; Bacillariophyta; Bacillariophyceae; Surirellales; Neidiaceae
Exons: 1
Coding region: 1-801 (266 amino acids)
Source: RefSeq, a predicted model, not a curated record